Papaver somniferum (opium poppy) is the source of this 2251-nucleotide messenger RNA. RefSeq names its product probable xyloglucan 6-xylosyltransferase 5. The coding region runs from base 430 to 1854 and encodes 474 amino acids. Gene Ontology annotation, cellular component: membrane; trans-Golgi network; endosome. Gene Ontology annotation, molecular function: hexosyltransferase activity. Gene Ontology annotation, biological process: xyloglucan biosynthetic process. The record is from RefSeq and is a predicted model, not a curated record. The transcript has 2 exons. NCBI's taxonomy places the organism in Eukaryota, Viridiplantae, Streptophyta, Magnoliopsida, Ranunculales, Papaveraceae.
AACCACAUCCAAAUCCUAGAUUUGGGGAUUUUGGUGAAAAGAUGGGUCACAGCUUAACAAUCUUGACCAAUAAUACUGGGAUACAUGAAUUUGAGUUGUAAGUAGUGCUGUGAUUAGAGCACUGAAUAGCAUUUAUGAUUUAUAAUUACUCCUUAAUUACAAUUUACACCGAUAAAAUUUCCUUUUACAGAUCGAAAAAAAAAACACAAAACUUAUUUACACAAAUCAGUCGGUGCCCGACCAUCUUCCUCUUUCUCCAUGUCUCAAAACCCCAUUUAAUGAAGUCCAUCACUCAUCCCUUCAACCUCUUCUUCACUAAUUAGACUUUCAUUUCAUUUUUUGAACCCUAAAUUACCAAAUAAUUUUUGUUUCUUCUACUUCAUUCUUCAUUUUUUUCAUAUGCAAUAGAAAAAAAAAAGAUUCUUCAAAAUGGGUCAGGAUUCGCCGUUCACGGCUCUGAAACGAGGGAGCGGAGCUACAGGAAGUUUACCAACAACGACAAAUUCAGCAAGCUUAAGAACAGCAGCUAGAGUACCUUCUCGCGGUCGUCAGAUCUCGAAAACUUUCAAUAAUAUUAAGAUUACGAUUCUAUGCGGUUUCGUUACUAUUCUUGUUCUUCGUGGGACGAUUGGUGUCGGUAAUCUCGGCGGCGGUGGUGGUGAAUCGGAAGAGCAGAGGAAAAUUAUAGAGAAGACGAAGAUAUUUAUUGAUCAGCUCAGAUCUGAUGAUGAUCCUUCCGAUGUGUUGUUGAAUAAUGAAUCUGGCGGCGGCGGUGGUGGUGGUGGUGGUGGUGAUGAUGAUGGUGUUAAUCCGAAUGUGACGUAUACGUUAGGACCGAAGAUAACGAAUUGGAAUGAAGAGAGAAAGAUCUGGUUAGAUUCACAUCCUGAGUUUCCUAAUUUUGUUAAUGGGAAGCCAAGGAUUUUGCUGGUUACUGGUUCGCCUCCGAAACCAUGUGAUAAUUCAAUUGGUGAUCAUUAUUUGUUGAAAUCGAUUAAGAAUAAGAUCGAUUACUGUCGUCUACAUGGGAUUGAGAUUGUUUAUAACAUGGCUCAUCUUGAUAAAGAGUUGGCUGGUUAUUGGGCGAAAUUACCAUUGAUAAGGAAGCUCAUGUUGUCUCAUCCGGAGGUGGAAUGGAUCUGGUGGAUGGAUAGUGAUGCAUUGUUCACUGAUAUGGUAUUUGAGCUUCCUCUCUCUAAAUAUGCUGAUUAUAACAUGGUUAUUCAUGGUUACCCUGAUUUAAUGUUUAAUCAACAUUCAUGGAUUGCUUUGAAUACUGGUAGUUUUCUGUUCAGAAAUUGUCAAUGGUCAUUAGAUUUGCUUGACGCAUGGGCACCUAUGGGUCCGAAAGGUAAAAUUCGUGAUGAAGCCGGUAAGAUCUUGACUGCGAAUUUGAAAGGGAGACCUGCAUUUGAGGCUGACGAUCAGUCUGCAUUGAUUUAUUUAUUGAUUUCACAGAAAGAUGUGUGGAUGAAUAAGGUGUUUCUCGAGAAUGCUUAUUAUCUACAUGGGUACUGGGCGGGGUUAGUCGAUCGGUACGAAGAAAUGAUGGAUAAGUAUCAUCCUGGUUUAGGUGAUGAGAGAUGGCCAUUUGUUACUCAUUUUGUUGGUUGUAAACCUUGUGGAAGUUAUGGUGAUUACCCGGUUGAAAGGUGUUUGAGUAGUAUGGAAAGAGCUUAUAAUUUUGCUGACAAUCAAGUCUUGAAACUCUAUGGGUUUAGACACAGAGGAUUGUUGAGUCCUAAGGUCAAGCGUAUCAGGAACGAAACAAGUAAUCCGUUGGAAUUUGUAGAUCAGUUUGAUAUUCGUCGUCCUUUGUUAGGAGAAAGUGGAUCAGAGUCAAAAAACCCAUAGAAUGAGUAUACUUUACUUCUGUGUUGUUUCAUAAUGUGAAAGAUUCUUUGAUAAGAGUGGCAGAGUGUAUGUGAAACUCAGAACAUGUUUCGAACUUGAUUGUGUACUAGUUGGUGUUGUUUCAUGAAACUGGAGACUUGUUCUUUCGGAGGUCUACAUCUUUUUGGUAUGCCGUAAAAGUAUUCUGAUCACUGUUCAGUUAUCUCUUUGAUGAUUCCUUGUAUGGAUUUAUACUUUGUACUAUCUAUAUACCACCAUUUUACUUCUGGAUCAUGAAAGGCCAAGGCAAGAUAUGUGGUUGCAUAGUAGAAACUAGUCACUUAUGGUGUUUAACGUGUGUUGCUCUUCAAAAUCUAGUAGUAUUCAGUGAAAUGAAAUGAGUCAGUUUUGAAUUUCA